UAAUUAGAUACUUCUUAAAUACAUCUUGCGAAAGAAAUAAAAUAAAAUAAAAAAUGUCUAUGCUCAAGAAACUCAAGGAGACUCAAAAGAACUCUGUGUUCUUGGAUGAUGAUGACUUUGACAUUGACAACAUGGACUUUCCUCUUCCUACCGAUCAGAAUGACCCCAUGGGCGGCCUCCAGGACCUUAUGAAAAAGAUGUCUGCCGGUGGUGAGAACAGACCUCAAGCAAGUUCUAGCAAGUCCAACACCAACAUCUCAGUCGCUACCACACCUCAGGGUGUAAAGACCAUGGAUCCUUCAGAAUACAAAGACUGGGUGUGUGUCUACCCUGUCUAUAUUGAUGCUGACAAGUCUGUGACCGAAGGACGCAAGAUUUCAAAGUCCAAGGCUGUCAAGAACCCCCAUGCUUACCACAUGGCCCUGGCUGUACAGAGCAUGGGCCUCUCGGUUGUUUAUGAGGGCAAGAAACAUCCUCGCGACUGGGCAAAUCCUGGCCGUGUUCGUGUUCAACUCAAGAACAAGAACAACUUUUUCAUGAACCCCAAUUGUACCACCCGUAAACAAUUGUUCAAGACUAUUGCAGAUCGUUUGCCUACUAUCCAAAAGGAAAGCAAAUUGCCUGGAAAUAUCCUGUCGCCCUUGGCUACCCUAGCUCAGGUAGAGGCUAUUGCUGAUGAACAUCGCAAGGCUCAAGGUUUACCAACCCUGGCCGAAAUGAAUGCCAGCAAUGCUGCAAUGAUGCCACCUCCAGAUUUACCCGGACCUUCUACUCCAACCAAGCAAAAGAAGCAAAAGGUCAAGUAUGUUCGCGGUUAAAAAAAAAAAAGCAAGAGUUCUUUUUAGAGACUAUUUCUACCUCUACCUCUAUCUAUUUAGCUUUUAUAUAUCUGUAUAACACAUACAUACAUACAUACGUACGUACAUACAUACGUACGUACAUUGCCGUGUAGGCUUAUUCUUUUCGGAGGAAAAGAAGAAACAACCAAAAAAGAAUCCUUUUUUUUAUGCAAACACGAUAUUGUAGCAUGUACAUGUAUCAAUGUAUUAGUAUAUAUAUAUAUUUCUCUCAAAUAAAAUAAAAUAAAAUAAAAUAAAGCACACACUAUUAAAUAUACAUAUAU
Phycomyces blakesleeanus NRRL 1555(-) is the source of this 1123-nucleotide messenger RNA. RefSeq lists its product as hypothetical. Gene Ontology annotation, biological process: SRP-dependent cotranslational protein targeting to membrane, signal sequence recognition; SRP-dependent cotranslational protein targeting to membrane. Gene Ontology annotation, cellular component: signal recognition particle, endoplasmic reticulum targeting. The coding region runs from base 54 to 818 and encodes 254 amino acids. The transcript is spliced from 4 exons. The record is from RefSeq and is a predicted model, not a curated record. Lineage: Eukaryota; Fungi; Mucoromycota; Mucoromycetes; Mucorales; Phycomycetaceae. Gene Ontology annotation, molecular function: 7S RNA binding.